GAGAGAGAGAGAGAGAGAGAGAGAGAGAGAGAGAGAGAGAGAGAGAGAGAGAGAGAGAGAGAGAGAGAGAGAGAGAGAGAGAGAAAGAGAGAGAGAGAGAGCAUUUCAAAAUAACAGUGAUAAAGUUGGAGUUUUUAUUUUUCACAAAUAUACAGUGACAUCCUUUUGGGAAAAAAUCCUAGUUUAAAGAACUUUAUUUUUUAGGGAAUACCGGUACUCAAAUAGAUAAUUCACACAAACACUUUUUUUGUUGGUGACUGAGUUUGUUGGGAGAGCAGUCAUCUACAUGCUUCGUUGGUUUUAAGUGGUAUUUGCGUCUGUGGUAAUUAACUAAUCUAGCAUCCUGUGUCCUGUGGGGGUUGUGAGGUAAUCUUGAAUGGCAUAAUGAGAUUUCACUGUCUACAACCACUGAUGACUGCUGCUACAGUACACCGAGUCUGCAAGGUUCCCCGUCAACAACAGUAUGAUGAGUGAGGACACCUGAUUUCAUCAAUGGAAUAAAACAGAAACACGGAUAGUGGACAGAAGCAGUGGACCUCCACCAUCCUGCUAUGGAGGGGUCAUCUGUGAAAAAAAAACCAGGAUAUCGACCAAACAAAAAAGCAGGAGACUGCAGCAGUGCAGAAAUCGGUCAACCCAGGAAACUCAACGGUUCCUCGGCAGAGAUACCUAGCUACCAGAAUCUGCAUCGGGAGCUGCUGCUUAGCCACAAACGAGGUCUGGUGCUGGAAGAGAAACCAGAGCUGAAGCGAGUUCUGGAGCAGCGCAGGCUGGAGCUGCACAGGGAGGAGGAGAUGGCUCGAAGACGGCCUUCGGAUCUGGAGACGGAGCUCCUUAAGAGGCAGCAGAAGCUGAAAGAGUAUGAGCAAGAGGAGAUAAGGCAGCGGGAGAACCAACAGAAGAUCCCUGAGUUUGUCCGAGUCAGGGACAAACUGAGACGCACGCAGACGUUGGACCAGCCCUAAACAGCUCCUGGUGCAGCCUCUCACCGCUGUGGCCCUGAACCUUUACACCUGCCGCCUACCGAGCUCCAAACGUACCAGAACAUACUUCAUCAUCAUCAUUUAUCUAUUUGUAGAGCACUUUUACACCAACAGUCAUGGUGGCCCAAAGUGCUGUGUACAGUACACUACUUCAUUCAUUUUACAUUUUAGCUUAAAAUGAAUCUUUUCAUUUUGCAUGCAGACAAAAAUCUGUUUAGGAGUUCCUUCUGAGAACACAUUCGUGGUUCUGUUCCCAGAGAGGCCAUGAAGAGCUCAGCGUUGUGAUUAGAAGUUACAAAUUUAGCUAAAAGCAUCAGUGUUCAACUCCUGCAUGUAAAUGUUACUGGAACCACGUACAAGUUACCAGAUUUCUGUUUCCUCCCUAAGGAGAAGAGAGGGUUAUGAAAGGGUCACAUGAGGUCAGCCUAAUUCUUCUCAAUGUGAUCAACCCAGUUGUUUUGCAUAACUCAGAAACUCUCUCCAAACAUCACAAAACCACAAGUUUGUUUACCUGUUUCUGUCACGACUUUUGAUUUUUAGUGAGUGUGUGUGUUUGUUUGUGAGUGUGUGUGUGUGUGUGUGUGUGUGUGCUGUGAAAAUAAAAGGUUUUAUGGUUUGGAAUGAUGUGUUACUGAACCGGACACAGGAAUUGAUUUGCAGGCAACUCCUCUCCCCGAGGACCCUCAUGGCCCUUUCACAUGGAUAUGGGACUCGUUUUAAUUAGCUAAUCUUUUCAUUCCAUCACGGGUCGAAAGGAGGGGGGAAAAAGGGCCAUCUGGUGGAGGCAUCUCUGGAUGUGUAGGCUAGGAGGACCCACGCGUCUGGAGACAUUUGGGAUGGUCAGAGAAGUCACAGCUAAAGAAUGACCAUUUCAGAUAUUUCAAGUUGCAGAACACACGAGCAGUGCAAACAUAAUGACUAAUACUAAAAAUAUUAUUACUGAAGGGUCAAAGGUCAGGAGUUUGUUCUACAAGAAAGGCAGCUAUGGCUGAAGAGUUAAUC
This is a messenger RNA of Nothobranchius furzeri (turquoise killifish), 1985 nucleotides long. Its product is annotated as protein FAM107B. The record is from RefSeq and is a predicted model, not a curated record. Lineage: Eukaryota; Metazoa; Chordata; Actinopteri; Cyprinodontiformes; Nothobranchiidae.